Messenger RNA from Tetranychus urticae (two-spotted spider mite), 1125 nucleotides. RefSeq names its product NUBP iron-sulfur cluster assembly factor 2 (gene Nubp2). Gene Ontology annotation, molecular function: ATP-dependent FeS chaperone activity; ATP binding; 4 iron, 4 sulfur cluster binding. NCBI's taxonomy places the organism in Eukaryota, Metazoa, Arthropoda, Arachnida, Trombidiformes, Tetranychidae. The record is from RefSeq and is a predicted model, not a curated record. Gene Ontology annotation, cellular component: cytosol. Gene Ontology annotation, biological process: iron-sulfur cluster assembly.
CUGGAUAUCUCUCCGAUGCCUGACAUCAUUUAAAUUGAAGAUCAAUCCAUAUCAAUUCUGAAUCUUUAAAAGCUCGAACAAAAGAUAUUGAUGUAAAAAAUAAAAAUGAAUUUUAUCUGUAGAAUAGCACUGUACCAAAAAUUAUGCAACUCUUCUAGAAAUGUUGAUAAAUAAACCAAAUCAGCUGAACUUCUGUGUUAUCCACUAGAUUUUAAUAUUUUUCAAGUUUCAGUGUUUAUCGAAGUCAUUAUUAAAUUUCAUGCAUCAUGUCUAAUAUCGAUCAGGUAAAGAAAAUAUUGCUAAUCCUUUCUGGUAAAGGUGGUGUUGGUAAAAGUACCACGGCCGUUAAUUUGGCUCUAUCGUUGAGUAAGAUGGGCAAAAAAGUUGGUUUGCUUGAUUUAGAUUUGUGUGGACCCAGCAUUGCCUUGAUGACUGGUUUGAAUGAAACCACCAUUUAUCGUAAUGAAAAAGGAUGGAUACCAUUAACAACGUUAACAACACCGCCAUUUUCGCCUUUAGCUGUGAUGUCGAUUGCAUUCCUACUUAAAAAUAGUAGUUCAGCUGUAAUUUGGCGGGGACCCAAAAAGAAUGCCAUGAUUAAACAGUUCUUGGAAGAUGUUGAUUGGGGCGACCUUGAUUACCUUUUAAUUGAUACUCCACCUGGAACAUCAGAUGAACAUAUUUCUGUUGCUGAGGCACUUAAACACAGAGCUGAUGAUGUCAGCGCGAUUUUGGUUACUACUCCUCAAAUAAUUGCCGUCAACGAUGUUCGCCGAGAAAUUACUUUCUGCCAUAAAGCAGGAAUACCAAUAGUGGGCAUAAUCGAGAAUAUGAGUGGUUAUGUGUGUCCUCAUUGUUCUGAUUGCACUAACAUAUUCUCGAGUGGUGGUGGUCAAUCAUUAGCAGAACUUGCCAAUGUCACAUUUCUAGGCAACAUACCAAUUGAUCCUGACCUCUGUGAAUCAGCUGAAAAGGGAAUUAAUUACCUGAAUCAAUUUGAAAACUCAGAAGCAUCUAAACGACUAUCUGACAUAGCUGGUAAGCUCAUAACUCAAACAACCUGAAUGAUAGUUACUUUUCAUUUUUAAUAUGCAUUGCUAAAAUAAACUAAGAAUUAACAGUUAA